AUCUGAAGUAGGCUCCCCGCCCAGCAUGAAACCGGACAUUGGGCUUGAUCUCACGAGGAGAUCAUGACCUGAGCUGAAACCAAGAGUCCAACACUCAACUGACUGAGACACCCAGGUGCCCCAGAGCCUUUCCCAUCAGGAUCAGGCUGACCUUGCCAGAGUCUGGGAUCCCGUAUCAAGGAGAACACGACAUUCACCAGAUAGCCUACAUUGCCGGUCAGAAGGGAAUUCACCAGAACCAUCCAGAAUGGAAAGUGUCCCAGGAGACUACAGCAAACGAGUGUAUCAAGGCGUGCGAGUGAAGCACACAGUCAAAGAUCUACUGGCAGAAAAACGAUCCAGGCAGACAAGUAACUCAAGAUUUAACAGCAGUGUCAGCAACUCCCAGUCUCCAUUUGCUCAGAUGCCAGGCUCACCGGUGACGUCAGGUUACUACGGUGUCCGGAGAUCUUUCCUCUCGGACUCGGACUUCCACAGCCCUAAACAGCUCGCAAACGACGUGUGCACCUCCAGCUCCGCGGCCAAGCCCUUCGCCUGCGAGUCCCCCGCGGCGCCCGGCCCCGCGGGGCUCCUGGACGCCUACUUCCCCGAGCCCUACGCGGACCCCCGGCCCCCAGGCCUGCCCCCCAGCGCCGGCUCUCUGCUCGGCGCCUCGGCCCUGCCUCCGCUCCUGCCGCCGCCCUUCCCGGGGGACCCCUCGCACUUGGUGCUGAGGGACUCAUGGGAGCAAACAGUGCCUGAUGGUCUCAGCCAGACAGACCUCGUGCCCGCCGACACCCUGCAGACCCUGCCACCCAGCACAGGUUGCCUCUCCCAGAUGGAGUCAGGGAGCACCACCCAGCACAGGAGCUCAAGCUGGGGGUCCCCCCUAGCUGGGGCUCAGUCCUACUCACUGCACAUGCUGGAGGAUCUGUACCAUGUGCCAGGGUACCCGACACCACCCCCCUAUCCCUUCACCCCUUUCAUGACGAUGUCCAACGAGCUACCACACAAGGCCGUGCCCCUGUCCCCAGAAGAGGGCACAGACACCUCCAGCCUUCAGGACCCUUCUUCAUGGACCAAAGAAGAUGGGAGCUUGGUGUGGGGGUCAUACGAAUGCCGCAGAGCUUACUGAGGGGUGCACCAAAGGACUUCUCCUGUGCUUUUCUUGGAGCUGAGUUUUGUAUUUGACAGAUUGUUUUCAGUGCGUUUCCAGCUCAUUCAGAACUGGAUUUUCAGAAUAGGCCAUCAUGCCACCCUUUGUUAACGGACCAUGGCAUUUAUUUGUAAUCCUCCCUCCCAUCGCUCCACUGAAACACAACAUAAUGUUAAUUCAGGAUAUCAGGGACUAUAUUCUAGUGAGACACCUGAUAGUCAUGUGUUUUUGGAACUUUAGUAACCCAUCACAUUCUGAAUUUCUGUUAUCUUUGAAAUGUCAUUUUUAACGCUCAUAUUUUUUCUUAAAUUACAUUAAAAAAUUUGUGCAGAUCAUGAAA
Messenger RNA from Canis lupus familiaris (dog), 1475 nucleotides. It is a transcript of the gene POU2AF2, whose product is annotated as chromosome 5 C11orf53 homolog. The record is from RefSeq and is a predicted model, not a curated record. Lineage: Eukaryota; Metazoa; Chordata; Mammalia; Carnivora; Canidae. The coding region runs from base 248 to 1114 and encodes 288 amino acids. The transcript has 6 exons. Gene Ontology annotation, molecular function: POU domain binding; DNA binding.